This is a messenger RNA of Gossypium raimondii (Peruvian cotton), 2489 nucleotides long. Its product is annotated as transcriptional corepressor LEUNIG_HOMOLOG. The transcript has 17 exons. Gene Ontology annotation, molecular function: transcription corepressor activity; protein binding. The coding region runs from base 214 to 2157 and encodes 647 amino acids. NCBI's taxonomy places the organism in Eukaryota, Viridiplantae, Streptophyta, Magnoliopsida, Malvales, Malvaceae. The record is from RefSeq and is a predicted model, not a curated record.
UCUCUCCACUCCCAUACGCUUCUUUUCUCACUACUCCUUAAAAGGCCUUAAUCUUUGUCUGCCUGCUCUUGUUUUCAUCGUUUCUUUAUUUCUGUGCUCAAACAAUUAUACCCAUUCUUGCUUUGACUUUCUUUUUUCUUUUUCAAUUAUUGGCUUGGUUUUUUUUUUUUAUAGUGAAAGUGAAGGCUUUGUUUGUUCUUAUUGAAAGUAAUCAUGGCGGAGGAGGAGGAGGAUUGUUGGGAUGCUGGGAAAAUGCUGGACCUUUAUUUGCACGAUUACUUGGUGAAGAAGAAUAUGCAUGAGACUGCUGCACUAUUCAGAGAAGAGGCCGGCAUAUCUAACCGACCAGUUGUGAUUGAUUCUCCCGAAGGGUUCCUACAAGAAUGGUGGUCCCUAUUUUAUGAAAUUUUUGCCGCUAGGCAAACAAAGCUUCAAGGGGAGGCAGAAAGUACCUCUGCUAAGUCUGAAAUAAAGGAAGAUCAAUCACAAAGUUUUGGUCCAAUGUUUCUGCCACAAUUGAUGAUAAAUCAGCAAAUGGCUCGACAGGUUCCUAUUCCGAGAUAUUUUGAUUCCAGUCUGCAGUUACUUGAAACUAAUCAACUGAGGCUCCCAAACUCAUUUGUAGCCAGUUCAAGCCUUCUGCAACAACCAAUAAAUCUUGCUCAGCAUCAAGCUAAGAGGGAACAAAGUCAAGGCACUAACUUGGGGAGUAACAUUCUUAUAAAUUCAAACACCCCCAAUAAGGCACUAGAAGGCAAACUUCCAGUAACUUGGCCUCAUGCUGCAGGGUUGAAUGAAUCAAUUGACCCAGCACCACUGAGUGGAUGGGCUUUGGAUGCACUAAACUAUCAGCAACCAUUUCAGAUUUUGAAAUGUCAACCAGAGAAAUCAGAUAAGGGGCUGUCACUUAUGCCUAGAAACCUGACACCUACUUUUCCUGGAAGCUCUGGCAAAUUCAGUUAUCAAAAUCUGAUACUUCCUAAGCCAGAAAUAAUUGAGAAUAACAGACCGAUGAAUACCCAAACCGUGCAAACAGAAGAACAUCAAAACCAAUAUAAUCUUUUGCAGCAACUGCAGACUGGCAGAAAGAAAAAGAAAUUAUCAAACUCGCUAACAGCAGAUCAGAAAUUGGGUUAUAUCAAAGAUGAGGAGAAUAAACCUGUUGAUGACACUGUUGAUUCUUUUCUGUCCCAUGAUCAUGAUGAUGUUGAUAACACAAGCACUCCUUUCACAAAUUUAAGGAGUCGUUCUAACAGAUCUAAUAAAAGUGAACAUAAAGGCUUCACGUUUGAAGAGGUUAGUUGCCUUCACUCAUGCAAAAGCAAAGUCUUGAGCUGCCAUUUUUCAUCAGAUGGGAAGUUACUAGCUAGUGCUGGGCAUGAAAAGAAGGUCUUGAUAUGGAAUAUGGAAACUCUCGAUUUUGUCAGAACUGCGGAGGGCCAUUCCCUUCUCAUUACUGAUGUUCGUUUUAGACCAAGUUCAACCAUAUUUGCAACAUCGUCUUUUGACAAGACUGUCCAACUAUGGGAUUCUGCCAAACCAAGCAAAUCACUUUUCAAGCUUGUGGGGCAUGCUGAACAGGUUUUGUCAUUAGAUUUCCAUCCUAGAAAGACGGAUCUCCUUUGUUCCUGUGAUAGUAAUAAUGAGAUGCGAUUAUGGAAUAUCAACCAACGUUCUUGUGUGCAUGUCUCUAAGUCAGCUACUAAACAAGUCCGGUUCCAGCCUCGACCAGGAAAGUUGAUUGCAACUGCUUCGGGAAAUGUUGUGAAUGUAAUUGACGCUGAAACUAACAAGCCCCUAUCCUGUUUGAAGGGGCAUAACAAAGAGGUUCUUUCAAUUUGCUGGGAUCCUAGUGGCAAGUAUUUUGCCUCCAUCAGUGAAGACAGUGCACGAAUGUGGUCAGUCUCUGGCGGAGAAUGCUUGCAUGAAUUGCGGUCAACAGGCAACAAGUUCCAGUCCUGCACAUUUCAUCCAGGGUACUCACAACUCUUGGUCAUUGGUGGUUACCAGUGUCUGGAAUUAUGGAAUCCAGUUGAGAGCAAUAAAACAUGGACAGUUGAAGCACACAGGGGACUAAUUUCUUCGCUGGCAGAUUGUUUACAGACUGAAAUGGUUGCCUCCGCAAGUCAUGAUCAGUGCGUUAAGAUAUGGAAGUGAAAUAUCCUUCUCCAUGCAUCUGCUUGUUUGUACAUACAGAGCAAUUUCAAAAUGGAGCUAAUGGCAACUGCAGGUAAGGUGAACAGUCAAGAAAAAGUACCAGGGCUGAAGAUGCGCCCUUUUUUGUGGCAAUUUUGAAAGUAUAGAUAGACAUCUUAACUACAGGCUAAAUAAUUUACAACCAAAGGUAGAGAAAAAAUGAAAUACAACUGCAGUAUAAAAUGACGGGCUUUUCCCCCCCGAUGUUCUUGAUGGCUGCACUUUUGGACUCGGAUGAUUUUUCUUAUUUAACCAUUAUAUCAAAUCAAAUAGACCUUCAAUUCCCUAUUAAA